UUUCGGCACUGAUGCUUCAUUUCGACACAGGCUGACUGGAGCUCCUGCUUCGCAGACAAACACACAGGCACUCGCAAUUCGUUCAUGCCACCACCAAGCCUUGGUUUCGUUUCACUCUUCUACAAUUUCGGGCUUCAAGACGCCGGCAUUUCGAAAGAAUACCCGAUUGGCUUUUUGCCAGAAAACUUAUGGUUAAACCGCUUGCCUGAGCUCAUAGCAAGGAGACCCUCUUAGCCUCCCUCCCAAACCUUCGCCUUCAUAGACUGUGAACCAUUCUGUGGUGAGAAGAGUCGGCAGCAUUUCGUCUGUGACACCACUUGCGAGCCAAGCAAGAUGUGUAGUCUGCGAGGUUCCAAUUUUUUGAUCUCUACGAGGUCAGCCAAUUUGACACACUCUUUACAAUCUCAUAGAUUCCCCACACCCGCGUUGAGGCAGUUUGGUUUAAGCCAACCGUUGCCAAAGGGUCUCGUCUGUCGGGCGGCGGAUGCCACUUUCGGAGGUGCGGAGAACUUAAAACCACCCGUGUUCCCCAGACGUAAUGUCCGCGACCCAUUUAAGCUCUUGGGGGUGAGCCCGGACGCAUCCGAGGAAGAAAUCCGCGAAGCCAAGAACUAUCUGACGGAGCAAUAUUACGGCCAUGAGUACAGCCGGGAGGCAAUCGAGGCGGCCUACGAGAAAAUUAUAAUGCACAGUUUCCGUGUGCGGAAGGCCUCAAAAAUCAACUUGAAGACCAACUUGAAGAAGAAGGUGGAAGAAUCACCUCCAUGGGUGCAGGCUAUUCUCAACAUGGUGGAAGUUCCAAACAAAACAAUCACUGGACAGCGAGCUGCUCUCUUCUUCUUACUGGGAGUAUGGAGUGUGUUCAACCCUGCAGAAGGAGGACCAGCUUUCCAAGUAGCCGUCUCUCUUGCUGCCUGUGUCUACUUCAUCAAUCUCCGCCUCCAGAGCCUCGGCAGAGCUUUUGUGCUUGGCCUAGGUUCCUUGGUUGUGGGUUGGGUAUUUGGCUCCAUCCUGAUACCCGUCAUUCCUCCACUGCUUAUCCCUAGGACUUGGUCCUUGGAGCUCUCCACUGCUCUUGUUUCCUACGUCUUCUUGUGGUUUUCGUGCACAUUUUUGAGAUAAAAACGGGGUUCAGUUUUUUAGUGAGGAGACAAGAAGGUGGCUCUGUAGCGUGAGACAUUUAUUUAGAGCCUCCAAUAAGAAUUGAGGUUAUUGGGGGCUCCAGCCUUAGUUUAGAGAUGAGCAACAUUCAGUAUGGGCACCUUUGAUUGCCUUGCGAUUGUAUUUGUUGGUUAGUUGUUUUAACUGACAGCCACCACACCGGUUCGACAGAAAUUUUUGAUGUAUUUGGGGAGGGGGUCGGGGGAUGUUUGUUGUGGUGUACCCAAUAUCUCUCCUCGUUUGCAAUAUGAGAUUUAUGGUUUUAGAAUAAUAA
Molecule: messenger RNA, 1435 nt
Organism: Physcomitrium patens
Lineage: Eukaryota; Viridiplantae; Streptophyta; Bryopsida; Funariales; Funariaceae
Product: protein CHAPERONE-LIKE PROTEIN OF POR1, chloroplastic
Cellular component (GO): chloroplast membrane
Source: RefSeq, a predicted model, not a curated record